GCCUUAGAGACUAUUUUAGCAAAUUUGGAGAAAUUAGAGAAUGUAUGGUCAUGCGAGACCCCACCACGAAACGCUCCAGAGGCUUCGGGUUCGUCACGUUUGCCGACCCAGCGAGUGUAGAUAAAGUAUUAGGUCAGCCCCACCAUGAGUUAGAUUCCAAGACGAUUGAUCCCAAAGUUGCAUUUCCUCGCCGAGCACAACCCAAGAUGGUCACAAGAACAAAGAAAAUAUUCGUGGGCGGACUGUCUGCGAACACAGUGGUGGAAGAUGUAAAGCAAUAUUUCGAGCAGUUUGGCAAGGUAGAGGACGCGAUGCUGAUGUUUGAUAAGACGACCAACAGGCACAGAGGUUUUGGCUUUGUCACUUUUGAGAAUGAAGACGUGGUGGAGAAAGUCUGCGAGAUUCAUUUCCACGAAAUCAAUAAUAAGAUGGUAGAAUGUAAGAAAGCUCAGCCGAAGGAAGUCAUGUUCCCACCUGGGACAAGAGGCCGGGCCCGGGGCCUGCCCUACACCAUGGACGCGUUCAUGCUCGGCAUGGGGAUGCUGGGCUACCCCAACUUCGUGGCGACCUACGGCCGCGGCUACCCUGGAUUUGCUCCCAGCUAUGGCUACCAGUUCCCAGCCCUAUUGCCAUAUUUAAAUGCAAGUUUCCCAGCGGCGGCGGCUUAUGGACCUGUAGCAGCAGCGGCUGUGGCAGCGGCGAGAGGAUCAGUCCUGAAUAGCUACAGUGCUCAACCGAAUUUUGGCGCGCCCGCUUCCCCGGCAGGCUCCAACCCGGCGCGGCCCGGAGGCUUCCCGGGGGCCAACAGCCCAGGACCUGUCGCCGAUCUCUAUGGCCCUGCCAGCCAGGACUCCGGAGUGGGGAAUUACAUAAGUGCAGCCAGCCCACAGCCGGGCUCGGGCUUCGGCCACGGCAUAGCUGGACCUUUGAUUGCAACGGCCUUUACAAAUGGAUACCAUUGAGCAAGUGCUUGCCUUGCCAACUCACGCUGAGAGCAUACCUGGAUGUCCAGGCAAGACUGGGCGAAGUUUCUGAGUGGCCCUUUGUUUAGGUGACGUCAUCAGACCUGGACCCCCCCACCAGCCUCACCCCCCUCCCAACCAGAGAUGGCUCCCUUCGAAUAGAGAGUGGACCGCAUCUCAACAUCUCACGAAUCUGCUGUAAAAUAAGACGACAGCUUUUAAAUGUGUACCUAACCCACGAUUUGGGUUUCCUUUUCGCUUUGUUGGAUUUCUUUCUUUCAUUUGUUGCUUUCUGUCUGUCUUUCCUCGAUGGGUCCCCUCUCUCCCCCUUCACUUUUGAAAUCCCUUUGAAUCACAUUUGGUCGUGGUUUUUGACUUAGUCUAGUAGUCAGUCAUAGAGCUUUAAUAUCUAGUUAACAGCUAACCAUAGUAUAACUGUUAUAUUAAGGAGUUAAUUUUUUUUGGGCUUGUUGAUUCUGCUCACUUUUAAAGGAUGCUGAGAUGGGAAUGUUCCUCCCCGUCUGUGGGUUCCCAUUCUGAGAUGGUGUGGAUUUUCAGGUGGAACUUUCUAGCACACACUGAAUCGUCGUCGAGGUUGAGCGAGGCGGAGCGGGGAGCGGGCAUCCACUCUCUCGCGUGCUGGUAGACCAAGCGAGAUGAGAUGCCGUAGGCUACUUAGCAGAAGAGCAGCUCUUUCCUGGCGUCUCUCUGUUAACCCGCGUCUCUCUGUUUUCGGCAAUAAGGUGAGGACAACGGUGUUUUCAGUGCCCUCCUUUUCUAUACGUGCUUUUUUUCUGUUGAAAGAGGUGAUAUUAUAAGGUUUUUUGAAAUUGUGAAUUCUAAAAGAGAAACGCUGUAAAUACAAUUCCAUGAACUACAUAGAAACUAUUAAGAAAGAAUCAAAAAAAAAAAAAAAAAGCUAUUUUUGUGAGGGCGUCUGUCCCAGGCAGUUUGAAUGCUCUGCAGGAGGAGGAAAGGGGGGUGCAGGCAGCGACUGAGGUGAAGACACCCCCUCUCGGCUGCCAGGGCGACCCCAGGAGAAGUGAGAGCUCCCGGCUCCUUUGGUCUGUGUGAGAAACCUAAGAACUGUGUUCGUGUCAUACCAGCAUAUUAACCUCGCGUCUGUGCACAGCUUCAAAUGUACCGUCGAGUUAGAUUUUUAUUUAAAAGUAUGGAAGGAAAAAAACCCUGCUUUUCCCAAGAUGUUUUUUAAAAGACAAAGCUACAAUUUUAAUAUUUAACAUAUUUAAAAAUUCAAAGCACACCUGUUUGGCUCGGGUGGGGAUAGGUGGGGGGCAUUCUUCCUUCAGCCUUCAUUGUUAACUUGUGGUCAUUUUCUAUUGUCCAAUCAUUUCAGCACCUCCAAGGUCUCUUGGACAGCUGGCCUCUCUUCUGCCUCCCCCGCCCCCGCCCCCAUCACCCCCACCCCACCCCUACCCGCCCACCACCUUUCCCCAGCUCUGGGGCCCAAGGGCCAGGGGUGGCUGAGCCUGCAUCAAUGAAGCCCCUCUCCGUCCACUUUCUAUUGACAAAUUAGUAAAGAACCUUUUGAUUUAUAUUUUUUUUUAAUACCUCAGUGCUGCAAGUAUCACCAGAGAGGCUAUGGGAGAUUUUUUUUUUAAUUUAUUGUAGAUGUAAACAGAAUUUAAAAAAAAUAAAAAGUAUAAACAUCA
Molecule: messenger RNA, 2635 nt
Organism: Echinops telfairi (small Madagascar hedgehog)
Lineage: Eukaryota; Metazoa; Chordata; Mammalia; Afrosoricida; Tenrecidae
Gene: MSI2
Product: musashi RNA binding protein 2
Exons: 13
Coding region: 45-962 (305 amino acids)
Cellular component (GO): cytoplasm
Molecular function (GO): RNA binding
Source: RefSeq, a predicted model, not a curated record